AAAAUUUAUAUGAUAUAGAUAUGACAGCUAAUGCGGUGGAAAAACGUUGGUUGUCAUUAAGAGAUAUGUUCAGUAGAGAAUCUAGAAAAAAGUUAUUGCCAUCGGGAUCAGGUUAUCAACCUAAAAAAGAAUGGGAACUAUACAAAAUGAUGCUUUUCUUAUCUCCUCAUAUAGCACACAGACGAACAAAAACGUCACUACCAUGCCGAUUGAGUUGUUUAGUACCCUCGGAGACUGAAAUAAAUAAUUCUUCAAGUUUUGAUGGAUCUGUUCCUUCUCCAAUAGCAGACUAUGACAAUAUUGAAAGUGAGAAAGAAAAUAACAUAUCAAACGAAAAUGAAGUGAUUAUGACAGUCGAUUAUCAAUCUGAAUCAAGUCCUCCUAGUGUAUUAUCUAGCUUUUCCUGUAGCAGUAGUUCAUCUAACAUAUCUAAGAUACACUUUCCGAGAACAUCAAAUUUUGGUACACAGAAUGCAAUAAGUCCUCUAUUUAAGAGUAUAAAAAGUGUUACGCCUGAAUUGGAUACUUUUGUAAAACGUCGAAAACAAAAGGAUCUACUAAUUGAUCAACAAUUAUCUGAAGCGUCUUCUGCAAUAUAUAUCUCAUGCUCAGCAGAUGCAACUAUGUUUGCUCCAACUCGUCCCAAAGAAGCAACAAAACCAUAUUACUUCUUACUGAAUUUCUCCAAUUUCCUGCUAUUACUUCACCAUUAG
Molecule: messenger RNA, 713 nt
Organism: Trachymyrmex cornetzi
Lineage: Eukaryota; Metazoa; Arthropoda; Insecta; Hymenoptera; Formicidae
Exons: 5
Coding region: 21-713 (230 amino acids)
Biological process (GO): regulation of transcription by RNA polymerase II
Cellular component (GO): nucleus; transcription regulator complex
Source: RefSeq, a predicted model, not a curated record